Messenger RNA from Hyaloperonospora brassicae, 558 nucleotides. The record is from the annotation of a GenBank genome assembly. NCBI's taxonomy places the organism in Eukaryota, Oomycota, Peronosporomycetes, Peronosporales, Peronosporaceae.
AUGACCCACCACCACCGCGCGCGUCCGAGGCCGCCGCAUGACCGACGCCAGUUCUGGUUCGCUGAGGAGUACGACCCGAUCCAAGUGGGCAGCAUCGACGGGACCGAUCCCAUAGCGCAUGACAAAGGACUUGUGCGGGCUCUAAGCGCUCGCUACGAGGCGCACAACGAUAAACAGAUCCAGGGCGAUCCGUACGCGACGCUAUUUGUCGCUCGUCUGCACUAUGACACGGUAGACGAGACGCUCUGGGAGUUCUUUGGUGCAUACGGAUCCAUUCGCCGUCUGCGUCUUGUGCGGGACAAAACGACAGGCAAGUCCAAGGGCUAUGCCUUCGUCGAGUUUGAACGCGAGAGGGACUUUGAACGGGCGUACCGACACGCCCAUCGACGUGUGCUCGACGGCGCGACUAUCUUGGUCGAUUUUGAACGCUGUCGGGUCAUGAAGGCGUGGAAACCACGUCGUCUUGGCGGUGGCUUGGGAGGAAAAAAAGAGUCGGGCCAACUACGUUUUGGCGGGAGGGACCGACCGUUUAGACCGCCGAGAAUCAGUUCCCGCUGA